This is a messenger RNA of Pediculus humanus corporis (human body louse), 534 nucleotides long. RefSeq lists its product as uncharacterized. Lineage: Eukaryota; Metazoa; Arthropoda; Insecta; Psocodea; Pediculidae. The transcript has 3 exons. The coding region runs from base 1 to 534 and encodes 177 amino acids. The record is from RefSeq and is a predicted model, not a curated record.
AUGGACGCGACGAGAUGUUUAGACGAUAUCGAUCCAGAUUUUAAAUAUACGGAUGCAAACGUAUCACAUUCCUGGAUAAUUAAUUAUCCCGAUAAAUUAAAACCAAGUCCGGAAACGUUGAAAAUAAGUUCGAAAAAUGAAACUUAUACGGUACCCAUCAAUCGAAUACCAAGCACAAAAGGAAAAAGGAAAAAAAUAAUGGAAGCCUUUUUCAGAAAGUUAAUAACGGAUGAAACUCUUGCAAAAUACGGUAUGGAAAAUGACAUAGUCAUAGAACCAUACGAAACGGAUUAUUCUGAACAUUAUAAAAAUCCAGACGAUUUGCCACUCCCUGGAGAAAAUCUAAGUAAAAAUGAAAAAGAUAAAUUAAUUAAGGAUAAAUCCUGUUCGAAAAAAGAAGUUUCCAAAUUGGAAAAGAUCGACGAGUUAAAAUUAAAAUAUCCGUUAUAUUUAUCGACUCCUCUCACGUUUGUAAGUCAAAUAACUGGAAAAAAUAAUUUUAGAAGAUCGACACCGAAAACGGACGAAUGGUGA